Molecule: messenger RNA, 1912 nt
Organism: Moneuplotes crassus
Lineage: Eukaryota; Ciliophora; Spirotrichea; Euplotida; Euplotidae
Source: the annotation of a GenBank genome assembly
AUGGAAGGAAAUCUACAGAGAUGGUGAGGAUUUUUCACAAGGUGGAGACAGUUUAAGUACAUACUGCAUGAGGGGAUUUUACAUGAGUAUAAUAUAAAGACUAAUGAGGAGCUAGGGGCUAUACAUUUGGCAGUGUGCACGAUUGAGGUCGUCCCGAAGAAGUCUCUGCAGUUUAAGAUUGAUAAUGGAGUCAGCAUUGUUUUUCUGAAGACUAAAAAUAUUAAAGAGAAUGUUGACUGGGUCAAUGCUCUGAAUGAAAGUAAAGGAGAAGUGCUUAAUAAGGAAGAAGAUGAGGAGAAUACUGAUACUAAAAUGAUUUCAGAGAAUAAUGAGAAGCUAAACGAGGUACUUGCUACUAAUAUUUUUAAUAAAUUUGAUCCACUUUAUCAAAAGAUUGGCAAAGUUUGGAGCACUCAAGCGCAAUUCGAAGAAGUCAUGAGUAUUAUUGAGCCUGAGCUCGAACGAACAGCAACUAUGAGAGAGAAUAAAGAUAAGAUAUUACAGCUGACAAAUGAGAUGAAGGAGUCAGUUGCUGAUAUACUUAAGGACCUUGAAGGGGCUAGAAAUGAGUUUGCAAAAGCAAUAGUAAAAUUUUCAGAAAAUGAUGACCCAUUUGAUAUUGAAAAUUCCGACGAAGAAGAUUUAAAAAGUGUUGCGUCAUUGAGAAGUGUUAGAAUUAAUCCAAAAGAGCAAUACAAAGAAGAGAAAGUAGAAGAAGUAAAAUAUGAAAUCAAGGAGGAAGAGAAGAAAAUUUAACCCGAAAGAGUUUACAGACACUAUGCCUGUCAGACAACAGCUUGAAGGUGUCAAAGAUCACACCAAAAAGUUCUCCAUCUGGGGCCUCAUCAGAGACAAUAUCGGCCAAGACCUCACUCGAGUCACACUCCCCAUCAUUCUGAAUGAGCCGUGAACCAUGCUCCAGAAGUUCUGUGAAAUGAUGGAAAACGCUCAGAUCCUCGAGAGAGCUGCUGAAGCCGACGACUCAGCAAUGAGAGCAGCACUGGUGCUUGUGUUCAAUGCAGCAAAAUACUCGUCAAUCCAGUUCAGGACUCUGAAGCCGUUCAAUCCGAUCUUAGGCGAAACCUACGAGUACUCUUGACCAGAUUUCAGGUUUCUGGCUGAACAAGUCAGUCACCACCCUCCAAUCACAGCCUGCCACACGUAUGGAAAAGGCUACGAGUUCUGGGACAACAGCCAGAUGAAGAGCAAGUUCUGGGGUAAAAGCCUUGAGUUCAUUCCUGAAUCCAACUUCUACUGUGUGUUCGGCGACGAGCACUACGUGUGCAAGAAGCCUUCGACGGUGGCCAACAAUCUGAUCUUUGGAACACUUUACUUGGACUGAGGCGGCGCUUCAGUGUGUCACUGUCCACAGACCGGAGUCAAGGGAGAACUGAAAUUCAAGUCAAAGGGCAUUUGGAACAGGACAUUGGGACAAGUGGAGGGAUAUGUCAGUGACUCAGCAGGAAACAAGUUAUUGAGGAUUGACGGACUCUGGACCGAGAGAAUAUCAAUAACUAACCUUGAAACAGAAGAAGAAACUGUUGUUUGGGAGAUUGAUGAAAAACCAGAUAACUUUGAAGAUCAACAUUCAUUUUCCAAAUUCUGUAUCAACUUAAAUAACCUUACUCCUAAACUUGAAGGAGAAAUUGCUCCAACUGAUUCAAGAUUCAGGACUGACCUUAGAGAAUUCGAAAGAGGGGAUAUUGACAAGGGAGCAGAAGAGAAGCAUCGUCUUGAAGAAAAACAAAGAGCAGCAAGGAAAGAUAGAAAAGAUAAUGGUGAAACUUGGUCCCCUCUAUGGUUUGAAGAAGUUAUUGAAGAGGAAACAGGAGACAAAUUCUUCAAAAUAAACGACAAAUACUGGCAAAAGAAGCAAGAAGGUGAUUGGAGUGAAUGCCCAGAUUUAUUCUAG